Molecule: messenger RNA, 2132 nt
Organism: Camellia sinensis
Lineage: Eukaryota; Viridiplantae; Streptophyta; Magnoliopsida; Ericales; Theaceae
Source: RefSeq, a predicted model, not a curated record
CGAUUUCCAUUUUCAAGCCGACGCUCAUCUUUUCCGUCACCAGUCCAGCCCCUAGAGUAAAAUCCACAGCUGCUCUAUCUCUCCAAUUUUCUCUCUAUAUAUACACAUAUUGUAAUUGAAAUUUCACCAAUAUAGCAGAGUCUUGAUUAAUGCUUCAAUUGAAAUACCAUGGAUCCCGAAGAUUUCCCUCAAAGAGUUUUCCAUUUUUGUUCUUCUUGUGUUCCAUGCUUUUCUUGCUCUUCCUCUUCAUCAUCUUCGUUGCGCUCUUCCUUGUUUUCUGGAAGUAUUGUUGUCUUGGAGCCCAACCCCAUGGCCUCUUCGAUACCCACUUCGCCAUUCACUGUUUUCGUGUCUCCUUUCGCUCCCAACUCCUCUUCUUCUGCUGAAGAAGUCGCAUGAUUCUCUAAUUCCCCCAAUUUUCUUUUCUUUUCUUUCCAUCAUUGUUCUAUUUUGCUUUUUAUUUCUCUCUCUACAAUGGCUUGUGUAUUGCUGACUGGUUUUUGUCAUCAUCGGAUGACUUCAAUUUCUACUGCUAAUUCUCCUACAGCUGGAAGUUACAGUGAUCAUCGGUUUUUCAGGUAUGGUUAUAAUCGUCGUUGUUGGAGCGAGGAUGAGAAAGUGAUGAAGAACAAUUUUACUCGGAUCCAAAUUGGGGUUCACAAGAAGAGGAGGUUGAGCUUUUCGCCUCAGACUUGUUCUGCUCUAGUGACGGCAAGAAAUUCAUCUCUGACCAAUUUUUAUCAGGAGGUGAUUGAGGCUGCAAGGGAAAAGUUCACUCGGGAGAUAUCCUUCCAGUCCAAGGACAAAGACAUCUCCCUUGCAAAAGUUCUUCUGUAUGUUGCUGCUGAAGAUGAGGCAUUUAUGUCUUUCAACCGAGAGAAGGAUGCUCGUUCACUUCAAAGUGAAAGGAAAGAUGCUUCUGUCCUGUCUAAUGCCCAAGCAUGGGAUUCCUUGGAGGAGACGCCUUUGGCUGGAAAGAGUAUCAACGGGUGGCUGACUGAGUUGGAUACUAUUGCCAAAGAAGUCAAGGCAGAGUUAAUUUCAAGAGACAUAGGUUGCCAUUUGGUUGAAGUUUUGGAGGCGGUGAACUUAGUUCUUUUUGAGUCAAGAGGUUUCAAAAGGCCACCUGUACUAGUAGAUUCAAAGUAUUCAUACUUGCACUCAGUUUUGAGCUCUGGAUGUGGCAGUGCAAUUUUACUUAGUGUAAUUUAUAUUGAGGUUUGUCGAAGACUUAAUCUGACAAUUGUGGGAUCUCGAGUUGGGGAAGAGUUUUUAAUUUGGCCCCAAACAGAGAAUCCUGAGGAGCUGUUCAAGAUAACUUCAGGACAUAGUUUGUUUGGGGUUGUUAAUGGAGGGUGCGUGGACGACCCAAGAUCAAAGGCCUCUGAUUUAAAUAGCAAUUCGCUUUCAGGAUUGGACAUUGCAACAAACCGAGACAUUAUUGGGAUUGCUCUAGCAAAUUUGAUUAGGCUUCAUUGGAAACGUGCUUCAAGAACAAACCAUGGUUUGAUGCUAACUUCUCCACUAAGGCCUGUUCAUGACACUAAUGACAAACUGAGCAAGAUAGAUGGUUCAAAUGUUCCUUUGGUGCGGCCCCAAGAUCUUAGGCUGGCUAUCAUGGCUUCAGAAAGAUUGUUGAUUCUCCAGCCACAUAAUUGGACUUUGAGGAGAGACCAUGGCUUGAUGUUGUAUUAUAGUAGGGAAUAUGAGGCAGCAGUCCAAGAGCUUAGCAUUUGCAUGGCCUUUGCACCCGAAGAAGAGGCAGGAGUUCUAGAACCAUUUGUUGAGAAAUUGCAUUUGUUGCGGCUUGAAUCAUCAUGGAAGUCUUUGGGGCAUAAUGGUCCGUUGAGAGUUCCUUAACUUGUUUGUACAAUACCUGUGUUUUCCUAACUUCUUAAAUCCUUAUGUUCUUAUGAAAAUUAUUGUACUGUAUCUAUUGUCUUUUUCGACUUGGUAAGAUCCAUAUAUGCUCAAUCAUCCGACAGCACUUGGGGUAGAUCCUUUUUUAAUCAACCUUUUGCUUUUGGGGUUUUCAUUUCUGUUGUGACAACUGCCUGGCGACGUGAUACUGUAUUACAUUUCUGGUUUGUUAUGAGUUAAAAGCUGCUCUAUUGAGGAGUUGAUAUCUGGUA